Molecule: messenger RNA, 1514 nt
Organism: Triticum aestivum (bread wheat)
Lineage: Eukaryota; Viridiplantae; Streptophyta; Magnoliopsida; Poales; Poaceae
Exons: 2
Coding region: 163-1080 (305 amino acids)
Biological process (GO): regulation of DNA-templated transcription
Cellular component (GO): nucleus
Source: RefSeq, a predicted model, not a curated record
UCGCUCUGCCUCUGGUCACCCACCCCAGCCCGGCCUCCAGAGCGCCCAACUCGAUAACCUCACGAGCCCACGACGCGCACGCCCGUCGCACCAGCCCCCGCACGCCGCACGCACCAGCACCCGCACCCACGCCAUCCAAGGCAGCGGCCGGCCCCGAGCGCCAUGGAGGCCGACGCGGCGACCCCGUCCCCGCCGGGGUCGAGGAAGCGCUCGUCCCGCCCCAGGCCCCGCCCGGACGACGGCCGCCCGGAGCCCUACCCCAGCCCCCGCGGCUCCCCCUCCCGCAGGAGCGAGCGCACGCGCCGGCCCCGCGCGCCCGCGGACUCCGACGCGGUGACCGCGCCCGCCGAGCGCAGGGCCCGCGCGCCCUCGCCCGCCCUCCGCAGGCCCGUCCGCGCCUUCCAGGAGGCCGCCGCGCUGGCCGCGCUCGCGGCCAGCGCGCCCGCCGCGGCCUCCUCCUCCGGCGCCAGAUCCUACGGCGUGGUCUGGAGCGACGCCGACGAGGUCGCCCUCCUCAACGCGGCCGCCGCCUUCCGCGUGCGCCACGGCCGCGUCCCGGGCCUCCCGGACAUGGGCGCGCUCUUCGACGCCAUCAGGGGCUCCAUCGCCCCGCACAUCGACCAGCCCAAGGUGUACUACAAGCUGAAGCGGCUCAAGAGCAAGUUCGACCACGCGGUGCCGUCCGCGGUCGUCAGCCGGCACGAGCAGCGCCUGCGCGACCUCUGCAAGAAGGUCUGGGGCGCCAACUUCGGCCUGCCUGCCGAGAAGGAUGCCGCGCCGGAGGAAGACGAGGAAGACGAGGAGGAGGAGCGCGGGCGCGGCAACGUCCCGGACGCGGCAGCCAUGCUCCCGGUGGCCACCGAGGUGCUCGAUGCGUACUGGAAGACGGAUGGCCCGGCGCUGUCCGGGGUGUCCCUGGAGAAGGGGCUGUCAAAGCUAGCAACGGAAGACGCGAGAUGGAUCGAAGCCAAGUGGCGGCGGCAGCUGGAUGCAGAAGUGCACUCGCAGAUUAAGCGGCACGAUCUGGCCAAGGAGGUCUACGGCCUGCUCCUUGACGCCAUUAAGGGCCUCGGCCCCUAGCUCUGGUACAAGUUGAUGAGGUGCGCCGAGCCAGCCAUGCCGUUCCUAUAGGCUGAUCGAGUAGAUCUGCAUUCAGUUGCUCAGUUACAAGACCUUAUUAUCGAGUAAUGAUCAGCGCCGGCAUGCUGUAGCUGUACAAUCUGCAUGUCUCUGUCUGCUGCGUCUAGUGACUGUCACUUUGCUUUAGGUUCAUAUAGGUGUUAGUUUUGCUCUUCCUUAGAUUUAGACCAUGAAAAUGAUUCAGAUGCUCAGCCGAUUUGUAAACUGUUUUGUAACGUCUGUGUCCGUGGUGUUAGGCCUGCAUUCUUCAACUGUAAGAAUCCAGCAUCUUUGGUUUUCAUUGCUUGAUGGUGUGGUGAAAAUAAUUUGCUCAACGUGUGUUGCUGAAUACCCAGUUCCACGAUCUGCCAUUAAACAGUUGAUUAUUUUUCAUA